Tetranychus urticae (two-spotted spider mite) is the source of this 1017-nucleotide messenger RNA. Its product is annotated as p21-activated protein kinase-interacting protein 1-like. Gene Ontology annotation, molecular function: protein binding. The record is from RefSeq and is a predicted model, not a curated record. Lineage: Eukaryota; Metazoa; Arthropoda; Arachnida; Trombidiformes; Tetranychidae.
CGUGUUGUUGCUAUUUUAUGCAAAAGUCACGUUUUUUUAAAUGUUUACUGAUUGAUCUUUAAUUUUGUGAGCUAAUUAGGUUUGUCAUGAUGGUGAAAACAAAUUUCGAAGUUAUCGUUGGUACAUAUCAAAAAUAUCUAGUUGGAAUUUCGCUUGGUAAAGAUAAAUCUAAAGAAUCUUUUAAUUUUGUGCAAUCAUUUGCUGAGGAAGCUCAUAUUGGAGGAAUCAAGUGUGUUGCUGCAUCCGGCAAUUAUGUUGUUUCUGGUGGUACCGAUGAAUUUAUCCGAGUUUUUGAUAUGAACUCACGACGAGAUGCUGCUUCACUUCUGCAGCAAGAAGGAACGAUAAAUUGUUUAAAAUUUAUAGACGAUUCACAUUUGAUUAGUGGCAGUGAAGAUUCCACCUUAUGUGUUUGGACCACUUCUAAUUGGAAGUGUAUUAAAACUUUAAAGGGACAUAAGGGCGCUGUUAAUGGUGUUUCUAUUCAUCCUAAAGGUAGUUUAGCUUUAUCAGUUGGUAAAGACCAGAAAAUAAUUACAUGGGACUUGGUCAAAGGUAGAAACGCCUUUGUCACCAAUAUUAAGGAAAUUGCUAACAAUAUUAUUUGGUCGCCUAGUGAAAAACAUUUCAUUGUUUUAUUCGACCAGCGAAUUGAUUUUUAUGAUGUCAAUGUUGCUGCACCUGUUCAAAAAGUUACCUUUGCAAAAGAUGUUAACUGUGCUAGUUUUUUAAAUGAUUCGAUUCUUUUGGUUGGAUUGGAAAAUGGUUGCCUUGAAAUGGUCGAUGUCUCACACAACAAGUCGCUUAAAAAUCAAAAAAUUCAUGAUUCCCGAAUCAAAGACAUUUGUGUAACAAAUAAGGGAAUAUUAACAGCAUCAUCAGAUGGAAUUGUGAAACUCAUUCGAAAGGCCAAUUUUGGUGAUAGAGGAUCUACCAAUUUAGACUGUCGCAUAACUUGUAUGACAAUUUUCAACCCUGAAAGUGAUUAAACCAAUUAAAGAUUCUUGCAUCACAAAA